AUGUUAGAACCAAAAGCACAACUAUACGAGAAUAACCGGUUCACUGGAAGCACCCCUAGUUUCACAUCAAUAAAUGCUUCCAUUUUACGCAAUUCACCUCCCCAUAGUCUUUCAGAAGAUGCUACUCCAAAAUUAGUAUCCAAUUCUAACAAUGAUCCAAUAGAUGAUAAGACUCCUUUGAUAGGAGCCGAUGGAUUCAUUGUGGAGACACAGAAGCAAAACUUAUUACCCCAACAAGAAUUGAGUAAUAAAUUCAAGAGGUUAUCUAUGAAGUUACAAAACAAGACAACAACAGGGGAUUCGCACCAAUUUAUGAAUAAUUUUCAACAAAAUAUUGAAAAAGCUAACAAUUUAAACGCGGGCACAAAUGAGCCAACACGCGAAAGUGCCUAUUACAAGAAAAUUCAUGAAACUUUUCAAGACGAUGAAGAACCUGAUGCACCUUCUCUGUGUGCACUGAGUAUAAAUAGUUCUUCUAGUAAGGUACCAUCAUCAGAUUCUAGCUCCUUUGAUUUUAAUACCAGCAAAGACGACUCAUUUGCCCUUAGUGGGAACCGAAUUAAAGCUGAUAAAACAAACAACGAAGAAAUACCUAUACGGAAAGACUUGCUUAGUCAAGUUGUUACUGAUACAAGAUUCAAAGAUUUGUCUGAAGAAGAAAAGAUAAAAUUAUUCAUUGCUACAAAGGGUAAAUUAAACAACAAUAACAGUAACACAGGGUUAAAUAUAGUUUAUGAUGAUAAUAAUGCUUCACAUUUGUCAUCUGACGGCGAAUCAGUUGCAUCUGAGACGUCAGUUAAUGGAACCAAUGCCGCAAAAGUCGCUAAAACUGCUUAUGAAGCAGCAACAAUGGCUGUGGCUGAACAAGAGGAAGAAGAUCUUUCCUCGCUAUUUAUCAGAGCAUUGCAUCCAUUUGAUUCAUCUUCUUUACAAUCAGAAGCUGAUGCUUCUAUAUGUUUAUCAUUUAACAAGAAUGAUUUAGCAUUUGUGCAUACCAUUGACGAAUCUGGAUGGGGUGAAGUAACAUUAAUUGAUUCUUUACAACGAGGAUGGAUUCCUAUGAAUUAUUUUGCUAUUGCAAUAGCUGAUGAUGAGGAUGAUUAUGAUAGUGAUGAUGAAACUAAAAUACCCAAUAGUCAUUAUUUAAAACCAUUAUUCCAUUCUUGUGGAAAAUUCCUUUUGAAUCCAUUAAGUUACAAGACCCGGAAUAACAAGUAUACCUUUUCAAUCAAGGUUGUUAAUUCAAUCAGAGAUGGUGUUAGAUUAUUAUUACAGGAGACAGAUUGUUUAUCGAGAUCAAAUGAGCUUGUAACUAAGAGACCGGUGGUACGAAAAUCAAGAAAAACAUUAUUAGCUGAUUGGUAUAAUCUUAUGGUCAAAGCCAAUGAAUUUAAAAACACUUCCAGUUUUAAUAAAAUUGAAGUAUUAACCUUGAUGGUUUAUCAAGUUGCUCGUAAAGCGGUUUCGUUCUUGGAAAUUUGGUCAGUUGAAAGUGCCAAAGUAGGACAGGCCAAACAACACGCCAAACCAAAAGCAACACAUGAUGGAUUCAUUAGUUAUUCUUUGCUUCCAAGCCCACCAUUGGCUAAACAAAGAAUCACUGAAAUAAAUGGAAUACUUUUUUCAUACUUGGGGUUAAUCUUAGGAAGAUUAGAUUUGAUUGAACAUAACCAAGUUGGAUGUGAUAUUUUGGAAACUAUCACCCAUCAAAUUAUUCUUUUGUUACGUGAAUUGUUAUAUAUUUCAAAAGUUGGCUCUGAUUUCACAUCCGAAAAACCUCAAGAUUUAGACGCUUCACUUGAUUGUUUAUUAUCAUUAGUUAGCGAGUUGGUCACUACGGUGAAAGCAUUAGUUUCCAAGACUUUUAAUGAAUCUGCCAAGGAAAAAGUUGAUUCAUUUGGGUCACCUCAAUUUAACGGAACUAGGGAUUAUCAUUACACUAAAGAAGGUGGAAACUUAAUUGUCAUUGCUUCUAAAAUGGUUAAAGCUAUCAGUAUGACAGUUACUUCAAUUAGAAAAUUAUUAGAUGUUACAGGAGAUUUCAAAUUAAAAGGUGGCGGGGAAAGAACUUAUCCCGAUUAUGGAAAAAUGAGAAUUGAACCCGAGGAAUUUGUUCGUAAAUGUUCAUUAGGUAUUGCGAAAAAUUUGAAUCAACCAGACAAUUUUAAAAAUUUUAGUGUGACUAAGCCAUACAAGUCAAACAGAUAUUCUUUGGUUAGAUCUGGAAAGUCCGGAGAUCUAGGUUUUACCGAAUCAGGUGCAAAUUUGAUGCAAAAUAUCUUGACUAAUGAUACAACCUCACCAUUUUCGAUUUCCACCCCUGAGUUUCAGCAAUUUGCUUCUUCAGAAUCAAAUGGUGCAUCUGAUAUUAAGAAUGAGUUGUUAGUUGAUUCGAGUGGUAAUUUAUUAGGUGCAUCAUUUAAGGGAUUGAUUUACACUCUUACAAAUGAGGAAGCUCCUCCGGAUUAUUUCUUUGUGUCAACAUUUUUUAUUUGUUUUAGAAGUUUUGCCAAUGGUAUUGAUUUGAUUGAAGAAUUAAUUUCCAGAUUCCAAAUGGAAAUACUCGACAAUAGUAUUGCAAUGAAAAAGAGAAGAAGAUUGAUUGUUAAAAUGUUCCAAAUUUGGAUGGAAUCGUACUGGAAUCAUGAUGCAGAUUACAGCUUGUUAACAACGUUGAUUAAUUUCUUUAAUGAAGGAGUUUGUAUUAUUUUGCCAUUAGACGGGUUGAGAUUAUUGGAAAUCGCAGCAAAAUUAUCUUCCCAUCCAUUAAUUGAAAACAAGAAACGUUAUCAUCGUGUCAAUAAUCAGUUGGUUAAUAGAAGCAUAACCAUUAAUAAGAAAAAAUUUGACCGUCCUCCUUCAAUUAUGAGUGACGAAGAAUCGGUAUAUUCCAUGGUUGACGGAUAUGAAUUAUCAAAAAUCAAUACUAAUUCGUCAACUUCAAACUCGAUAACAGCUUUGCCAUUACCAUUAGGUAUCGGGAAUCAAAAAUCUAAUGCUGGGUCAUUAUUAACCAAAUCACAAUUGCAUACUAUUGAAAAUUUGAAUGCUGCAUUUAGAUCAAUCUUGGGUGAUUCAUGGUGUGAAUCCAGCGACAAAAAGUAUAAACCGAUCGAACUAACUACUUUGAUUAGUAAUUGGUUUAAAAUUUGUGAUCAAACAUGGGUAUUAUCAAAUUAUCGUCCUAAUUUAUUGGAUUUCAAUGGACUAGAAAUCGCUAAACAAUUAACAUUAAUUGAAUCACAAAUAUUUUGUGCAAUUAAACCAGAAGAGCUUUUAAAUCAAAACUAUACUGCUAAACGUGCUCAUUUAAAAAUGGCUCCUAAUGUUCGCACAUCAUUAUUAUUUACUAAUUGCUUAUCAAGUUAUGUUUUAGAAUCAACUUUACAACCUAGGAUUCUGGAUAAAUUACGGGUUAAUAUUGUCAAGACUUGGUUAAAGGUUGCUAUUUCAUGUUUGUAUUUACGAAACUUUAAUUCAUUGGCUGCUAUUAUAACUGCAUUGCAAUCACAUUUGAUUACUAGAUUGGAUGGUUUAUGGCAAGAUUUAUCUGAGAAAUAUACUGAAUUGUAUGAAUAUUUAUCGAGCAUUAUACACCCCGAUAAGAAUUAUGCAGUUUAUCGAAGUAAAUUGAGAAAGUUUUUGGUUGCAAAUGAUUAUAACAUUCCGAUUGUCCCAUAUUUUUCAUUAUUUUUACAGGAUUUGACAUUUGUGACUGAUGGUAACCCAAAUUAUCGUAAAGCCAACACAUUUUUAAAUCAAAAAUUGAUUAAUAUCGACAAGUAUUUGAAAACUAGCAGGAUCAUUGCUGAUAUUGAAACAUUACAAAUUUCAUACUUGGAUACAGAGGAACACCAUCCAAAGAGAUACAGUUUCUUGAGUUUAAGUAAAACUAAUACUGGUGGCUCAGAUGGAUAUUUUAUUUCUCCGGUACCAGCGUUGCAAGAACUUAUUUUAUUAGAAUUGUGGAAAAUCAUUCAAUUAAACAAUAGCGAAGAAGACCGUGCUUGGAAAUUAAGUUGUGAUAUUCAACCUAGAGAUGUUAGCUAG
This is a messenger RNA of Spathaspora passalidarum NRRL Y-27907, 4050 nucleotides long. RefSeq names its product Ras family guanine nucleotide exchange factor (gene BUD5). The coding region runs from base 1 to 4050 and encodes 1349 amino acids. The record is from RefSeq and is a predicted model, not a curated record. Gene Ontology annotation, molecular function: protein binding; guanyl-nucleotide exchange factor activity. Gene Ontology annotation, biological process: positive regulation of GTPase activity; Ras protein signal transduction. Lineage: Eukaryota; Fungi; Ascomycota; Pichiomycetes; Serinales; Debaryomycetaceae. The transcript has a single exon. Gene Ontology annotation, cellular component: plasma membrane.